CCGAUAAUGUGUCCGUUUCGGCGGAGGAGAUAGGCGAGUCUGAAGCGCACUUCCGGGAUAUUCCGUUAGAUCCUGGAACGGUAUCGAUGCUCGGAGAAAAGCAGGACAGACUCGUUACGACUACUCGCGACGACGGCCGACCAGUGAAUGGAGCGAACGAGAGCUGCGACGUCAUUAUCCUCACCGAUAUCGAAUACGCUCUCCAAGCAAUGUCGUCACGCGCACCGAUAGCCACGAGUCGGCCAACAAACUAUGGUCACAUUGCACACAACCAUACUGAUGGCUUAAAUAGCAGGGAUACGUGAAAGAAAACAACAUGGCGAGAAGACUAUUACGUACGAUGAGAUGCAGCGUUUCGAUUUACAUAUUCUGAGAAUUCAGGCGGAAUUAUAAGAUUUUCGUCUCUGUAAGUGAUCUUAUCAAUUUUGUAAUUUCGCCACAACAUUUGCGAAAGUAGUGAAACAAAAAGUACAGUAAGUUAUAGCCCUUGGUGGAAAAACAAAAGCAAGAAACUAUUGUAACAAUUGAAUUCGAUGCUAUUUAAAACAAUUCACGAUGAGUAAAAAACGUACUAGACAGCCAGACGCAAAUGAAGAGCUAGUCGAAGGAUCAACCGAUUCUUGCGAUGAGUCCAGCAUUACAGGUAAUAAAUGUCCACAUAUUGCAAAAGCAGUAAACUAUAACAAAAUUAAGAGGCUUAUUAGUAAAGUGGGUAUCACUAUGGAAUGCUCAGAUUGUAAACAAAAUAAAAGCAUCUCUUUACAAAUAAAUGAGGAGGAGUCCACAGGAAGUUCUACAACAUUGAUUUGUUUAGUGUGUGGUCAUCGAGGUUGUAAAGUCGAGGAAUAUGGACAUGCUCUGCAACAUUUUAAGACACCUCAUAGCGAUUGUCAUUGUAUUGUUGUUAACACACGUUCUUGGAACGUUUGGUGUCAUGACUGUGAGGCAAACAUUCCUAUUAGCCAUAGGAAUAAACUCCAAGAGACAGUGGAACUUAUAAAACAGGCUAUCAUAGUGAAACGAGUUUCAUCGCAAACUAAUACAACGUUAUCCUACUUGUGGGAGGGCGCUGUAAAUACAGAUGUACAGGAAGAAAAAGCUUUACACAAUCUUCCUAAAGUUGGGGGGUUAAUGAAUUUGGGAAACACUUGUUUCUUCAAUGCAGUUUUACAAUGUCUAGCACAGACGCCAUUCUUAGUAAAAGUUCUCAGUGAUCUACGUCUUCCUGGACAAAAAAUUGUUCUACCAGGAGGAAAACAUAAGCCUGCCAGUAGCUCGGAAGAAUUCGAUAUAACACCCAUAGAGGGCACCUUAGAAGGUUGGGGCAAUUUUACUUCGGUUUUACAUGCAACACUAGUUGAAAUGCAAAAUUCUGAUGGACAGAAAUGUUAUUGUCCAUCAGAAUUGUUGAACUCGUUUAAAAAGAAACAAAUGCAAUGUAUGGACGGAGGUCAACAUGAUUCGCAUGAACUUCUUAGGCACCUUUUAGAGCUAGUUAGAAACGAGGAUCUUAAGAGAUAUCAGUUAGUAAUUUUGAAAGCAAUUGGUUUAAAUGAAAAAACGAACCCGGAAGAAGUAGAAAAGUGUCUGAAGUCCUGCGUAAAAUUCUACGGGAAUCAGGCAAGCGCGAGAUUACUUGGACCGGAACCAGUUUUUUGUGGAGUGUUGGUUUCUACUUUGGAAUGUCUCGACUGUCAUCAUACUUCGCAGAGUACAGAGCCUUUCCUAGAUCUAAGCUUGCCAGUAAUGGCAGACAAACCGCAACCACCAAUUGUAAAAAGAAAGAACAGUGGUUACGAAGAUGCCUUUGAUAUGCUGGGAAAUAUGAUCUCUCGCGCAUCUACGAAAUCCCAAUUAAAGAAGGAAAAGAAACCAGCCCGGAAAAAUCGAAGAAGUAAAAGACAAGAGUCUUGUGACUAUAGCAACGAUACAUCUAACAAAAGUAACAUCAUUGAAGAAAACAACGGCAGCAUAAUUGAACCAGAGGAGGAGAGCGAUGCGGAUGUAGAAGACAAUGCAGAAACAGAAGCUUUUCCUCCAGAGGUCGGUGAAUCUGGUUACAGCUCAGAGAAACAGUCCACUUUAGCUAGUCCCGCUUCUCCUGCGACUGAUCCAGUAAAAGCCGACGAGACCAUGAACGAAAUGGCAUUAGAUAAUUCUUUACAAUUCAGUCCGAUAAACAAUCUUCCACCAAAUCAAGACUUCUUUAAAACAAAUUCGUUACAUAGUCCACAUUCAACGGACAUGAAUAUAAAAGAUUUAUCACAGGUGAAAGCUCGAGAUAGAUUAAAUAACUGCGACAGCCCGGUAAAUGAGGCUGGAAUGCAGAGUGAAUAUUUUAUGUCGUCUUCGUUAACGGUGAAUCCGGAUUUAACCAGUCCAGAAGGACCGUCAACUGUUAGCUUGAGCUCAGCCACGUCAAAAGAAAGUUCCUGUAGUCCUACUCUCGCUUUCAAAAACGCUAGUAAAAACGUUAUGGAUAAUUAUUUUGAAUCAACUGCUCAUAACGAACAGGAAAAUACUGCAUAUAAUCAGCGCUGGGGAAGAAGAAAUGCGGUGGAAUACUCGAACGAGAUCUGCAAUGGUGUUAACGGCAUUUCUUCUGGAAUUUCGAAAAUGGGUCUUGGUUGUCAAUCAUCACCUAUCAGAUAUCCUACCAAUGAAGGAGAGUGUUCAAUAAUGUCAUGCUUAAAUCAGUUCACUGCUUUAGAAUUAAUGAGGGGCAGCAAUAAAGUUAGCUGCGAAGCUUGCACUGCAAGGGAGAGAAAAGUGAAAGAAAACUGUAAAAUGAUCUGUACACCGAGUACGAAGCAGUACUUGAUAUCUCGAGUACCUGCAGUCUUGAUACUCCAUCUAAAACGAUUCCAAGCACAACGAAUAGAUUUUCGGAAAGUGACGAGAGAAGUUUCGUUUCAAACAACACUAGAUCUAUCACCCAUUUGUAAGAAUCAUAAGAAACCUAAACUAUAUUCACUUUAUGGAGUCGUUGAACACAGAGGAACUAUUCAUGGUGGACAUUACGUUGCUUAUGUAAAGUCACGAAUGCCAUUGGCAUCGGAUGAUCCCAGAUGGUCAUUCUUGCCAACCAAUGAUACACAAGAGACUGAGGAGAAUUCUGAGAGUGAAGAUUCUGCGAGCGAAGACGGCGUAGCUGCGUGUCCUCCAAUUUCUGUGGAACCUCCUCCAGGGAAAUGGUAUUACGUUUCCGAUUCUAAAGUAACGGAAGUCGACGAAGACACCGUACGGCGAAGUCAAGCUUACCUUCUCUUUUACGAAAGAUAUUACUGAAUUAUGUUCUAUAAAAGUAACUGGAAUAUCGAGCGUGCAAGAUUAUAAUUUUAGAACAAAGUAAAAGAUCUCAAGCUAAUAAAUAGAACCUCGAUUAUUUGAACUAAUUUCGAACAAUGCAGAGAAACAAUGAUUUUUAAUGCAGUAUUUUAUAUUGAAAUUUUAUCUAUAUUUAUUCAUCAGAGAUCCGGUUCUCAUUGUACAAUUCUACAAAGUGUUUUAAUUACUUUGACAUCUCCAUUAUCUUGAAUUAUAACCAACGAAAUUGAUUUAUAGUUAAAAAACUAUAUAUAUCAUAAUUUUUGCUCCCUUACUUUCUUCAAAGAGUCAGAUUUGAAAAGAUAAAGAGAUAUUGAAAGAAAUGGAGACGUUAAAGUUGUUGAAAUAAGAUAGACGACUUGAGUCUAAACUAAUAAUGUCACUCUAUUAACACAGUUUUAUUUCUUACUUUUUAAAAGGCUACUUCGGUCUCUAUUUCAUAAGUUUACUGUUUGAGAUACUACUUGAAUGUAUUUAUUUUACACAAUAUUUAAAAUGUUAGCAGAGAUAAUAUGCUGUAAAAUGAAAUUGCUUCAAAUAAAAGUGGCUACAGAUCUAAAAUGGAGUAUAUAAUAUAAUGUUUCAACGAAAUACUGAAUAUUAGUGUUUAAAAAGUUAAAAAAUUCAACCUACUUGUGAUCGGAACGAUAUCUAAAAGUUCAUAGUUUACAGGGGUGUGAAAAAAAAUUUCUCAAAUCAUUACUAUCGAUGAGGUUUUAUUGAAUUUGAUCAGCAUCAAUAAUAAAUAAAGUUUACUCUCGGUUACAUCGUACAUUUUUGUGCAAAUAUUAUUCAACUGAUUGAAACUGCUUUUUGUACUCUGAACAAUUUUGUAUAAAUAUAUUAUAAUGUAACACUCAAAAGCGGUGUAAAUUUAAACAUACAUGAACAGUGAAAGUAACAGUAAAUCUUAUUCUAACAAGUAAUUAACAAAUAAAUAUCAGUUAUAGGGAUUUUGAAAUGAUUCUUGUGAUUUAUUCUCAGUCGAUGGAUUAGAAAUUUAAUUUCACUGAGGUCGCAUUUGAAUUUAAAAAAGUAUUUAUGAUGAUGAGAUACUAGAAUGUCCUAACAUUUACAUGUUCUAAUUGCAUUUACAGUAAUAAAUUAUCUUGAAGUACAAAACA
Molecule: messenger RNA, 4451 nt
Organism: Megalopta genalis
Lineage: Eukaryota; Metazoa; Arthropoda; Insecta; Hymenoptera; Halictidae
Gene: Usp16-45
Product: ubiquitin specific protease 16/45
Biological process (GO): protein deubiquitination
Cellular component (GO): cytosol; nucleus
Molecular function (GO): cysteine-type deubiquitinase activity; zinc ion binding
Source: RefSeq, a predicted model, not a curated record